UCUUGCAACACUUCCGACAGUACGACAGUUCCCCAAAACACAAGCAGUAAGGGAGACAGCCCUAUUUAUAGCCAUGCAAUCAUUUAAAAUACCAGUCUUUUUAUCUUCUCUGAUCUGGAAGACUAUGAUACAAAGAUAAACAAGAUAAAGAUGCUUUGAAAUAGAAGGAGGAAGAUAUGGUUGCUCCUCUUGCACUCAUCUUCAUGACUCAGUGGAUGUUGCUGAUCACCCAGUUGUGUGUUGGCUGGCACUGUACAGACUGCAUAAAUGGAUCAGCCAUUGAAAACUUCUCCUGUGUGAUUUAUAAUAUUUCCUUCAUGAACUGCACUUGGCAGGCAGGCAAAGAUGCACCAGGAGAUACCCAGUAUUUUCUCUAUUGGCAGAACUCCCGAUAUGAUGAUGCGAUGGAAUGUGAGCUUUACAUUAAGGAUGAAAAUGGCAGAAAUACAGGAUGUAAAUUCCAAAAUGUGAGGAUAGAGACUGAAAAAGCUUACUUCCUGGUGAACGGCUCUAGCAAAGACUCCCUAAUCCAGCUCUAUGAUGAGUACAUCAACCUGUAUAAAAUAGAAAAGCUCUUGCCUCCAGCAAAUAUCACUGUCAACUGUGAUGAAAUUAAAAACAAUUGCAUUAUUCAAUGGCAACGACCCCAAAUAAGUCAUUCUAACAAAGACAAGUGUUUUAAAUAUGAAAUUGACAUAAAGUAUAAGGAUAAUCCUGAGGGAAAAACCAUCUAUACUUCUAUACAAGAAGGGGGAAAUAACCACAUGUUUCAAAGAUACAACACAAGAAAGAAGUGUCUCUUGCAAAUGAGGGCAGCUGGCAGUGUCUGCUUUGUGAGCCCAGCCUGGGGGGAGUGGAGUGCACCUGUAGAGUUUGGAAAUGAAGAAAUUAUUUCUUCUUCAGUAUGGAUCUUACUUGUGGUAGCAGUUGGGACAGUUUUAGUGGCAAUUGUAACAAUUUUAUUCUGCAAAAGGACUGGCUCCUGGAAAGCAGCAUUUCCACAAGUCCCAGAGCCAAAAAAUGCAUUUUGUGGACUGCCUGAUAAUACAGAGCUGAUGGAGAGCAAAAUUCAGGCAAUAACAUCUGAUAAGGAAGAGAUAACUUUAGUUGUUGACAUAUUGAAAUAACAAAAA
Molecule: messenger RNA, 1133 nt
Organism: Neopsephotus bourkii (Bourke's parrot)
Lineage: Eukaryota; Metazoa; Chordata; Aves; Psittaciformes; Psittacidae
Product: granulocyte-macrophage colony-stimulating factor receptor subunit alpha-like
Exons: 10
Coding region: 177-1127 (316 amino acids)
Biological process (GO): cytokine-mediated signaling pathway; immunoglobulin mediated immune response
Cellular component (GO): external side of plasma membrane; membrane
Molecular function (GO): protein binding; cytokine receptor activity
Source: RefSeq, a predicted model, not a curated record